Messenger RNA from Seriola dumerili (greater amberjack), 1135 nucleotides. RefSeq names its product interleukin-8-like. Lineage: Eukaryota; Metazoa; Chordata; Actinopteri; Carangiformes; Carangidae. Bases 116 to 463 code for a protein of 115 amino acids. The transcript has 4 exons. Gene Ontology annotation, biological process: cellular response to lipopolysaccharide; inflammatory response; chemokine-mediated signaling pathway. The record is from RefSeq and is a predicted model, not a curated record. Gene Ontology annotation, molecular function: CXCR chemokine receptor binding; chemokine activity. Gene Ontology annotation, cellular component: extracellular region.
GCACCACAAGGAGAGUAAAGUUAAGAUUCUGCAUAUCUGAGGAGCAGAACAGUUUGAGACUCGAAAGAUAAAUCGAUUCAGCAGAUCCUACUAAUUCCUACCAUUUAAGACAAGGAUGAAUACUGCAAUCCAGUGCAUCGUCCUCCUGGCCUGCAUGGUCAUCUGCUCUUCAAUGUCUAUUAAGCGCUGCCAGUGUGUAAAAACAAAAGGGCAUGUGAACCCAAAUCUCAUCACUGAUGUCAAGGUGUAUAAACCUCGUCCAUACUGCAACAGGACAGAAGUGAUUGUCUUACUGAAAGACAAUAAUCUGAUGUGUCUCGACCCCAAAAAAAGAUUCACCCAAACAAUCCUGAAAGUAAUCGAAAUGCAGAGGGCACAACGAGCUGCUAAGAUGAACACCACUGUCCCAAAAACCAUCACAGUGGAAGCCACAACGUCAAACACAAUAGCACCAGUAUCAUAAAUACACCGGAUGUUCAUCAUUUCAGUUCAUUGGCAGAGAGAGCAGCACACCUCCUUGAAGUCAGGGUACGACUGGUGCACAUCCUGCUUGUUUUUUUUUUAAAAAGGUGGCACAAAACUGACUUGUUUUACUUUGCUUGUAGUUCACUGAAGGAUACAAGAAUGAGGUUUCCACACUGGCAGCUAUAACUAAAAGCAAGAUGUAAAUGUGAUAAAUACUUAAUACUCCAGCAGCCCUAACUGAGUGUUAUAUUAUAUAUUAUGGCAUAUUUAGAAACAGUUUGUGAAGCCAGUGAAAUGUCCUUAGGGACAGACACAGACACUGUUGAGAUUAUACUUUGGUGGGAUGGAAAGUCCUUCCCUCCAUCUGUGAUGUGUUUACACUGAUGGGACUGUUGUUUUUCUAUCUAAAUUUUGCCUUAAGGUUGAAUCCAUGGUUAAUGGGCAGAAGGUUUCUCUACUACGCUGAUCUAAGACUGUGUAAAAUCAAUGUGCAAUUUCAAUUAAGAUUUAUUUGUGUUUGUUUGUAUAAUUUGAAGAAUUUCUUUUUUACAAAUGUGUAUUUAUGUGCGCACAUAUCUGUAUGUGUGUCAUGUUUGUUUUUGUUUUUUGCCAAGACUCAAAUCAUAAUCUGCCAAACUAUCUCUUGCCGAGAAGAGCCGAAAAACUGCAA